AUGUGGCCAAUGAACGCGGCGAGAGCCUGCUUCUCUGUGCAGCCAGCUGUUUUUGGUAGCUUCGGCCAGGUAGAAGUCGCGCGUUUGCUGCUGGAGGCUGGUGGCGACAAGAAGGCUGUUUGCAAGGAGGGCUGCACUGCCCUGAUGAUGGCAGCUUUGAGCGGAAGCACUGAGGUCGUGCAACUGUUGGUUGAGGCCAGUGCCGAAAAGGACAUGGCCGAGACUCAUGCGGCCAUGAUGCUUGCGGCUUUCGGGGGCCAUGUUCCAGUCUUGCGCUUCCUGCUGGAGGCCGGUGCCGACAAGGACGUGGCCGACAGUAGCGGGGUAACAGCACUGAUGAGCGCAGCUCGAAAAGGCCAUGCUGACGUCGUACGAUUGCUGAUGGAGGCCGGCGCACGGGAGGACACGGUCGACGUUUUCGGCAACACUGCCCUCAUGGUCGCAGUCCGAAAAGGCCAUGAUAAGGUCUUGCGCUUGCUGGUGGCGUCCGGAGCCGUCAAGGACGUGGCUGACAACCACGUCGCACAGCCUUGUUUCUCGCAGCUGCCAAGGGACAUGUUGAAGUCGCACGCUUGCUGGUGGAGGCCGGUGCCAGCAAGGACUUGGCCGACAAGCCCAACGGACGCACAGCCUUGA
Messenger RNA from Symbiodinium natans, 636 nucleotides. The record is from the annotation of a GenBank genome assembly. Lineage: Eukaryota; Dinophyceae; Suessiales; Symbiodiniaceae.